This is a messenger RNA of Alnus glutinosa, 1364 nucleotides long. RefSeq lists its product as uncharacterized. The transcript is spliced from 2 exons. The record is from RefSeq and is a predicted model, not a curated record. NCBI's taxonomy places the organism in Eukaryota, Viridiplantae, Streptophyta, Magnoliopsida, Fagales, Betulaceae. The coding region runs from base 318 to 1052 and encodes 244 amino acids.
CGGACGGCCAUUUAAGCCCCCCUCAAAUCACAACCUCCCCAACAAUGCAAUAAUACUAAUCUCCCCCUUUUCACCAACACCUACCUGUCCCUCACGGGCAGCCCCAGAAGCUGCCCAUUCUCCCCUCAAACUGAAAAUCCCAACCAAUCUGUUUCUUUGGUCAAGAGAGAGAAAAACCCCAACACAUACAUAAAAUCUAACUACAAUUGAAACACACACAAAAUUGCCGAACCAAAACAAAGCGCUACCGUUUCUUUUGCUCUUCAAGACCGUAAUAACAUCCUUAACAAUCAGUCCCCCUGUCGGUUUUUUUAUAGAUGCCAAUGAAGAACGUUUCAAGAAACAGGUUCUUGCUCUGUUUUCGACCAGUUGUCGACAUGGAAGUUGUUCUCGAGACUGAAGGCGUCGGUGAUGGUGACCGGUCGGCCACCGAAGGUCUGCCGUAUAUCAGUGCGGAGAACAAGGAGGAAACGAAGCAAAUGUUGACUCCAAAGCGAAACCUCUCUCGGGUGAUUAAGGCCGUGAUGUUUGAAACCUUAUUGACGAAGAGACUUCGUGACAGAAAGCAGAGUCUUUUGGUGAAACCAGAAAGGUCUCAUGAUUUGUGUGACGAAAAAUCAGUGAAUCGGGCGUCGGUGGACACUAAUAUCGAUCAAGAAAUUACAACCACUUCUGGGUCAUCACAUUCAUCUUCGUUUCGUUCAUCAUCGGUGAGUUCCUCCAGGUCUUCGACUGACACAACGAAACAAGAUUGUAGCAUUAAUCAUCGAGUUCAAGGCGUUGUGGAGAAGCCAAAGAAGGUGGAAAUGGGUUGCUCUGGUUUCAACUCCGGCAUACUCUUGCUUGUGAUUAGCCUUAUUAUCACAAUCUUGUGGGGAAGGGUUUGUGCUAUUAUUUUCGCGUCAAUUUGUGCAUACUUUGUGCCUCGCCGGCGGGUGGGUUAUGGCAGACAAGAAAGUGUGAUCAAGUUGGAAAAGACAGAGUCCAGAGAGCACAAAAAGAAGGUCAUAAUGGAAGGCUUCCUUGGAAGGAACCACCACAGAAGGCAUUAAAUCGGAGACGUAAAAAUUCGCCGUUUCGUGCUUGAUGCGACUUUCUCUGGGGGUCUCUGGUUUAGCAAAUUAAAGGCAUUCUCAGGGCCAAUAGACAAACACGUCUGUCUUGUGACUUGUGAUGUGCCUUUUCACAAGUCAUGGGGGGAGAAGAACAGAACAUUCUGUUCUUCAUUUACUUCCCCUGCUCUGAUCUCUCUCGUAUUUGUUUACAGAUGAAAGAUAUAGAAACAAUUGUACAGAGAUUUUGGUUAUUAAAGUGUAAUUCAUCGCUAAAAUUAUAACUAUUGCUACAGUUUUGAUUGAUUUAUA